Molecule: messenger RNA, 9097 nt
Organism: Anopheles cruzii
Lineage: Eukaryota; Metazoa; Arthropoda; Insecta; Diptera; Culicidae
Product: homeotic protein female sterile-like
Exons: 11
Coding region: 1-5556 (1851 amino acids)
Biological process (GO): regulation of DNA-templated transcription; chromatin remodeling
Cellular component (GO): nucleus; chromatin
Source: RefSeq, a predicted model, not a curated record
AUGUGGAGUGAAAACUAUUACGAUCUGUGUGCUAAUGAGGAAUUCGGUUUCAGGCUUAGUCCAGACACUAUGCAGCAAGGAUCAGGAUCGACAACGCCUUCUGUGGCACCGGCUCCAGUACCGACUGCUGCCCCACCACCGGCUACAAUCGAGAAUAUGGACGACCCGCCGCCACGGAACGAACCGCCGGUCGAACCGGUGAACGGCAUUGUCCAGCCGGCGGUUGCACCGCCACCGGAUCGACCCGGACGGUUGACGAAUCAGAUUCAUUUCCUUCUGCGCACCGUCAUGAAGGCCGUGUGGAAGCAUCAGUUUAGCUGGCCCUUCCAGCAGCCGGUUGAUGCGAAGAAACUGAACCUGCCCGACUAUCACAAGAUCAUCAAGCAGCCCAUGGACCUGGGGACGAUCAAGAAACGGCUCGAAAACAACUACUACUGGGCGAGCAAAGAGUGUAUAAAGGAUUUUAACACCAUGUUUACGAACUGUUAUGUGUACAACAAACCGGGCGAGGAUGUAGUCGUGAUGGCCCAGACUCUGGAGAAACUCUUUCUCGCCAAGGUUUCGCUGAUGCCGAAAGAUGAGACCGAAAUGGAAGUGCCCCAACCGAAGGGUGGCAAGAAGAAGCCCCGUUCGCUUGCGCCACCGGGAACGUUGGUCGGCAAUACCUCGGUUACCGGGGCCGCAGCCGCUGCCGGUGUAGCACCGAAUGCGGCUAUCGUGGCGGGAGCAAAUGCUGUGGCCGCAGCGGCCGCAGCAGCAGCCGCGGCCCGUGCCCGCCCCGGCUCAUCGCUCGGUGUCACCUCGGUAUCGUCGAGUGUUCCGCCGUCUAGCGCCGGUGGUGUGCCAGUGCCGGCGGGUUUGGUAGGGCCAGCUCCCACAAUGCUACCAAGCGUUCCUCCGAUCGGCACCAUGCCACCGCAAACGGUUCCGGGCAGCACAAACACAACGACCACGGCCACACCCAACUCUGCGGUGGCGGCCCUAGCUGCAGCGGCGGCCGCUGCCGCUGCAGCCAGCGCACCGCACAAUCCAAUCAGCAAUCCAAUCGGUGGCCCGCCGGUGGUAAGCAAACCGUCUGUUCCGGCCAACUCGCCGUACCUAGUGAACAGUUCGCAAGCCGGAAUGGAAACAGUCAUACCUCCCCAGCAGCCUGCAAAAGUAAAAAAAGGUGUUAAGAGAAAGGCCGAUACCACCACGCCAACGGCCACCGUGUUCGACCCGCACUACGGCACGCCGAUGGAUUCGAGCGCCGCCAAAAUAGCCACCAGACGAGAGUCUGGACGACAGGAUAUUGUGCCCUAUCAAACCUCCACAUAUCCCAUGUCACCGAUGACGCACCAGGGAACGACUUCGUCACAGUACCCGCCGAAGAGCAAGGAGAAACUGUCCGACGCAUUAAAGUCCUGUAACGAAAUUCUUAAAGAGCUCUUUUCCAAGAAGCAUUCGGGGUAUGCUUGGCCAUUCUACAAACCGGUCGAUGCGGAGUUGCUUGGUCUGCACGAUUACCACGAUAUUAUAAAGAAGCCGAUGGAUCUGGGCACGGUCAAGCGCAAAAUGGACAACCGGGAGUACAAGUCGGCCCCGGAGUUCGCGGCAGACGUUAGAUUAAUAUUUACCAAUUGCUACAAGUACAACCCGCCAGAUCAUGAUGUCGUCGCGAUGGGCCGCAAGCUGCAGGACGUUUUCGAGAUGCGACUGGCCAACAUACCGGAUGAGCCGGUAAACAAUGUGGCCCCGCACCAUACGGGCAAGGAAAGUGAACCGUCCUCGUCGAGCGACUCGAACGAUACGGAGGAGGAGAGCGAAACGGACGAGGAGUGUACGCAGAAGCUCAAACUGCUCGAAAAGCAGCUCUUCGAGAUGCAAGAACGAAUGCGAAAGCUGACCGAGGAGGCCAUCAUCAAAAAGAAGCAAAAGAAAAAGCUGAAAGAUAAGAAGAAACCAUCACUCGGCGGUCCCGGUGGUGGCAACAGUGCUAGUGAUAUUAAACCGGUAAUGGACCCGCACGCCGGGCUCGUUUUGCCGCACGGCCCAGGCAAGGGCAUGCAUCAAAUGGCGGGAGCUAUGGGCCAACCGGCGAUGGGUGGUCCGGGUGUGGCUCCGGUUAUGGCCGCCCCCGGUAACAAAGCGAAGGGAGCCAAGGGUCAGCGCGCACCGAAAGCUGGUGGAGCUGCCGGUGGUGCGCCGAAUGCACCUGCGAAACGGGCGAAAAAUGCAACGGCCGCCGGAGGAGGCGUUCCGCGUGCGCCUAACAAGAAGAAGGCAUCGCAAAACACCACCAACUUCGAUUCGGAGGAAGAGGACACAGCCAAACCAAUGUCGUACGACGAGAAAAGACAACUUUCGCUGGACAUCAAUAAGCUGCCGGGCGAUAAAUUGGGUCGUGUUGUACAUAUAAUACAGAGCCGAGAGCCAUCGUUACGCGACUCCAAUCCGGACGAGAUAGAGAUUGAUUUCGAAACUCUGAAGCCAUCAACUUUGCGCGAGCUUGAGAGCUACGUCGCAUCCUGUCUACGCAAGAAAACUCGUAAGCCUUACUACAAAAAAGUUUCUGGAAAAUCCAAGGAGGAACAAAUGACGGAGAAGAAGCAAGAGCUGGAAAAACGCUUGCAAGACGUGACGGGUCAACUUGGGACGACCAAGAAGAACGCGAAAAAGGACGAAGCGAACAAGCAGGAUGUGGCUCCAUCUGGGGGAAACAUGUCCUCCAGCAGUAGUUCCAGUGAUUCCUCCUCAUCAAGUUCAAGCGAUUCCAGUUCUAGUGAUUCCAGCGACAGUGAAGCAGAACCGGGACGGCCGCCGCGGAAAAAGAAAAAAGACACUUCAUCGCCGGCAGUUUCAGCCAUCGCCGGAACGAGCUUAACCAUUUCGUCCGCUCCGGCCACUGCAUCAACACUUUCGGCGACGACUGCGGUACCGCAGAUGCUACCGACUGCUGCUGGCAGUACCACAAACUCCACAAACUCCAACACUAUCACAACCACCACCAACAACAACAACACCACCACCAUCACACCUCUUUCGAACGCCAGCGCGACUACCGCUCCACCGCAGCAGCAGCAGCAGCAGCAGCAGCAAGUGCACAGUAGGCUGCAGCAACAACAACCGCCACUCACUAUGAGUCAACAGUUAGCGCAAUCUAUCAUACCACCACAAUCCUCAUCCACGUUGGCAUCAUCGGUCCCGUCAUUAUCAAGCACCACCACCACCGGCUCGACAUUAACAACGAACGUUAUGAGUGGCAACGUUGGCAGCAGUAGCACUAGCAGCAGUACGAGUAACAGCAACCUGCUCAGCAGCAAUGCCACUAACAACAGCAACAACAACAACAACAACGCAUUAUCCAAUAGCGUGGCUAACAACGGCAGCAACAACAACGCCAUCGUUUCAUCCAGUUUUGCCGGGGUAGGCAUCAACAGUAGCAGCAGUAGCAUGCUUGGCACGCAGCAAACGGCCACGAUGACGGCGACGGCGGUCACAGCGCCAUCGCUUUUGCAACAAAUGCCGCUUCUUCUGCCGCCGCAGCAACAGCAACAGUUGCAGCAGCAUCAGCAGCAAAUGUCGGCACCAAACUCUUCUCACACCCAAGCGAACCCCCUAAUACCGCCAAUGUUGUCCGUCGGUAGUGGCAGCACUGUAAAUAGUAGUAACCUUAGCAGUGGCAGUGGCAAUCCCAACUCGACCGGUAGUAGUAACAGCAACCAAAUCUCGCUACCCAUACCAUCACCAAAUACCACCACCACCACCACUACCAGCACGAUGCUACCUGUGAAUGCUUUGACCAGUAAUAGUAAUAGUCACAACAGUACUUCUAACCUCAAUAAUAUUGUUACACAGCACCAGCAGGCUGCGGUGUCACUGCAAUCGAGCGGAAUCAACAUCAACGGUAGCGUCACGUCUGUUUCAGUGCUACCUCCGUCCAGCGGCAACAACAGCACCGAUAAUGGCCUGAGCGCAAGCAACGGGCUGAUAAACAGUAUGCUAGGGCUGCCGCCUACCUCGCAGAUUGCGACAAGUUUGGCCGCGAUGAGCAACUUGGCGAGUAUGGCUGGCGGGCUGCAGCAGUCACUGCAAAUGUCCCAGAGCCAAAUCGGGAGUAAGCAACAACACCACCACCACCACCACCACCAGCAGCAGCAACAGCAGCAGCAGCAACUACAGCUUGCGCAGCAACAGCAGCAGCAGUUCCGUGGUGGUGGUGGUCCGGCUGGUAAUGGACAUGGUGGUCAUGGUGGUCAUGGUGGUGGUAUCGGUGCUGCCGCCGGCUUCGUGGAUCCACUCGAGCAUACACUGAACUCGUUCGAACAAUCGAUCAAGUCGGAGUCACUUGGAUUGAACCUGCUAAAUGAUAUGACAGCGGGCCUGAAGCAAGAUCUAGCGGCCCACCAGACCCUGUUACCGCAGCUGGAACUGUGUAUGGCGCUGCAGAACCAAAUGCAACAGCACCAUCACGUCAGCAAUGGGUUCGUGAACGAGUUCAACGGCAGCGGGACGCUGAACGGGGGCAUGGGUGCUGCAACGCUGGCGGCUGCCGCCAGCAUGGGUGGCAUGGGUAUGGGUCAGAUGGUGAUGAAUACGAUGGCCACGACCAACACGCUCAUGGGCAACGUCAACAUGUCGUCGAUGUUUGAUCCACUACAAAACUUUAUGCGCCCCGGUGGAGGCUACCCACAGCCGACCACGGUGGCUUCCGGAAUCAACCUGCCAACGACGGGUGGUGGUGGCAACGUUGGUGGUGGCAACAGCAGCCAACUGCUACACGACCAACGUUCGCUCGAUCUAACAUCUGGUGGCGCUGGCGGCCCCAUCGGUAUGAUGCCUUCGGUCGGUGGCAAUGGAGGUGGUGGUGGUGGCGGCGGUGGCGGCAACGGUGGAAUCGGUGGUGUCAUCACGGUCAAAAAGGAAGAGCCCUGUGGUGGAGGCAAUUUACCACCUGCAAAUUCCGGGGGCAAGUACAUGCUGACACCGAAACCGAUCGAAGAUCUGCUCAUCAAUCCGAACGAGAAGAAAAUGGGCUCGACGCCACCGCCGGCGGAUGUGAAGGGGAACUUUGCGCACGCAUUUAAGGGACACGACCAGAACCUUAAGAACGCCUGGUCCUCGCUGGCAUCGGCCGGCUCGCCCCAGAACACGCCGACAUCGAACAAACCGAAACCGGCCAUGGACUCGUUCCAGGCGUUCCGGAACAAGGCGAAGGAAAAGCUCGAUCGGUUGCAGCAGCAGGAGCUGAAGCGCUCGCAAAAGGAGCAGGCCGAAAAGGAGCUGAAACGCCAGCAGGAGCAGCUGAAGAUAAAGCAGGAAGAGUUCAACAAUGGACGCAACAAAGUUCCCGUCGAACCGGUACCGCCCCGAGUGGUGGAGGACGUCAAAGCUUCACCGCAAGGUAGUCCUUCGCCGGUAACUCCCACCACCCCGCACGCUGUGGAUCGAUCGGCUGCGAAGCGAGCGGAGCUGCGACGGCUGGAACAGGAACGUCGAAGAAGAGAAGCGAUGGCUGGCCAGAUCGAUAUGAAUAUGCAGAGCGAUUUGAUGGCCGCUUUUGAAGAGUCAUUGUAAAAAGUAUUGAACCAACGAAGAGUUCUCUCGUACACUUGUGAGUAACUGAUUCCAACCUGUGCGAUCUUGGGGUGCGAUUACAAUGAAGCAGAGAUGUGAUUCACCGCGGGGCGCCACGCACGUUACGUUGUUGAAUAUUGCCAGCCUCUGGUCGCUGGUGAUCGCGCUUCAUCCGUCGUGACUAUCGGAUACUGUCAUACUGAUCGCAUGUGGCGCGCGGCCACGGUUUUACUGUAGCGGGCAGAUGGAUGCACCGCUAAAACAACUGAUUGACCAAAGCAAUCAAUCACAAGCGUCGUUACCAGAAAUAGGGUGUGCGCACGCGUUAAACCACCGAUCGUAGUGGUAAUCACUACACAAAUUAUGAGCACACACCAACUACCUACUCUAUAAACGGGAGCGGCGUUACCGUUGAUUCCUGCGGCAAUAGUGAAUGAAAAAGAAGCAGCAAAAAUCGGCCGACGAAGCGGAGAGAGUCUAGAAAUCAUCGAUCUUGUAAAAAAACUUAAAUUUAGUUUAAUGAAAAAUCGCAACAACAAAACAAAAUAACUAGCAAUGAAAUGCAAUUCAACCAACGACUCGUUGCUAUCGCCAGAGGGAACGUGACCGUGACAGAGAGAGAGAGAGAGAGAGAGAGGGUGGCACCACAAAGAAUCGAAUUUGACUCUUGACACCUCCCGUUUUAGGUACGUAAGAAAUAGUCAAAUAGGAUUAUAAUGUAGUAUAGCCGUAGUCGGUCUCUAGUGCGGCGAGGUUGGGCAAUAACGUUUUUCAGUUAAAACAAGUGAAGACGACAUUCUGUCCGUUCGGCAAACGCUCUGGCCAACAGAUUAUGUCGGUGCCGAUAGGAUAAUGAAUUCGUAGGAGCGUGGUUUGGGCAGACUAAUCGAUCCGACCACAUUAUGGAUGGACACUUGACUACUUGUUACGAACUAUCCGCAAAAACAGGUGGACAAAACAGAGAGAGGGAGCGUAGAAGGAAACUCGGCUAGUCGCCGACGAUCAGAUGUACUCUAGUUCGUAAGCACUCUUUAUCAUUUGUGAUAUAUAAAAUUAAAAGAAAAACCCUAAAAAUGAAAGAGAAAUUAUGGAAAAAAUGGUCGGGUGGAGCGUGUAUUUAUCGAUACGAGGCCGAUUGCUAGCAAAAGCGAGCAACACUCGAGUCGUGGGUUGCCGCGGGACGCGGUUGCAGGUUGUGGAAGUGUAAAUAUAUAAUUUUAACGAUCGUGUUGUCCACAUCCUCAGCUCCAUAUGCCCUGCACUCUCGCUCCUCCAUCGUGCUCCACGCGGCGGUUCUUGAAAAGAGAAUAGUAACUGUACAUAAAAGAUUGAUUGUUAGUGUCACACACUAUGGCGUGCUUUCGUGCAUCUAUCUUGAGAGAAAACCACAUUUAUGUAAAAAUAUGCUACACUUACACUACGUUUAGACUCACACACACACAUACACACACUAAUCACCAUAAAGUUCUAGUGGCUUUUUUCGUUGGAACGGUUUGAGCUAUUGAUGUGCGCAGUUCACCGGGGAACGAUGUGAGAGCAUCAUUUUGGAUCCUACCAGAGUCGACGGCAACACUAUGUAGCGUUUAAGGAAUAGCGUAAGUUCAAUGGUGUUAGACUAAUAUAUUUAAGCCAAAACGAAGACAAAACAGUUUACGGUAGCAUGUAAUGUGUACAGAUAGAUACAGUCACUCUAUACGUUCGUGUGGCGCAAUGCAAAUGCCAGGGAAAAUGGCUAGUUUCGUUAGGUGAAUGAUGAUGCAUUCUGGAAGCUCGUUGCUACAUGGUUGUUCCCUUUUCCCUAGAAGGUGUACUCGUAAUACCAAAACUUUUAUCACGCUCCAUCAUCGCAUCUCCCCUUCAUGUUCUGUGUGGUUUAAAUGUUGAAGGUACAUCAUUCGUCGUGGGUUGGUGAGAAGGGCGCAACGCUCGUGAUGGGUUCCUAAUGCCUUUCGGAUAGAAAACAGACGUAGCAUCAUCAAUACGAUGGUACCACCCCAUAUAGAACGAGAAGCGACCAGAGAGAGCAUUAUUUGAUCAAAGAAGAGAAAACAAUCGUCCAAUCGUUGUGGGAAUGGAAUGGAAAACUAACCGACGACGGUACACCGUCGUGCAAUGUGUGGCACGAUUACCUUGAAGUAACGACCAACCGCCGCCGUAUCCUAAUGCGGAGCACGGCUUGUGCAGCUAAGCAGGGAAAGGAACUGCAAAGAUACUAGUAGUUGAAUGAGAAAACAAAGAUCGAGGCAGGGAUUAAUGAUAUGUUUUUAAUAAAACGUCCGUAGUACUUUUCGCAUCGCUUUCUUUUUUCUUUCGAACGAUGUUGAUUCGUGUCAACUGUUGGUUUUGAACGAAUCGCUUUCUGCUAAUGCAUUGUUUUAUUUGGGCAUCCAGAAAAAGGGCGAUUGUCCGGCGAUUGGCAAACGAAUUUAGCCGCCUGGUGCUUGGCCUUUAUUGGACUAAUUGGCAGUAGUGAAGGCAAUACAAGAGCAAAUAGUUUACAACAUAAUCGGUUGAGAAUUGUGUUCGCAUGUUUAACCACGCGUUACUAGUACGUUAAAUUAAACAAAAAUAACGUAGGUGUGCUAAACGUGGGGUAAAUGUGCAUAGAGAACACUAACAACAGACCCUCAUUGCUACCUGCUGGUGCUCGAGUUAUGACAACGUGAAUAAUUAAGAUAAAAUCGUGGAGCAUAGAUUAAGCGUUCUGAUACGAAGGGUUUAUGUUAGGCAUGUUCAAAAUCGCUUAAACAAUCUUUCUGUUUUUUUACUUUCCAAACCUAAAAUAAUUUAAAGUGUUUUCUUACUAUUGGUUUUGUGUUUUUGUCGAUCUAAAUAUGGAAUUAAAACGGAGCUAAGAAGGUUAAAAGGAUUAGCAGGCACAUAGGUUCGUUCAGUAUAAUAACUGAGCAGAAGGCUUAGUUCGAUACCUUAGAUUUUUUAUUUUAUCUUUCCUUUCUCACAAUGGUUGAACACACUAUCCCUUCGUAUGUAUGUCCUUCGUAAUGCAUCUGGUGUCCAAAGCAAAAGUAUUAGUAGUUCUUUAAGCGAACGCAAGAGGAAUCACCGAGAGCCUCUGAUCAUGGAAUUGCGACUGGAUUUAACGCGGAACAUGCGUUUGGUAUGCAAGUCGAAUACACGAGGUAACUACUGACGUAGUGUACUAUAGGAUGUAACUCUAGUGGUUAAAACUACCGGAACGAGAUCGCGUGCGCCCUUUGUACACUAGAGCACAACGGCCAACGCUAAGGAAGCAACACGAGCACAAUGUCUGAUGGUCGGUCUAGCAAUGGCCAAAUGGGUAGUGUAAGCGAGCGUGCUUUGGUGUCGAAAAUAAGCGAAAAAUUAGGAAAAUAACAAUUUUCUACCUAACGGCGUGGUGACGAAUGGGCGUUUGUAUGUUGUAAUGGCGGGAGAAUUUCGGAACAAUCAAGAUGUAUCGGGCCAUUCUAGGGUAGAGGAGCGAAGAAAAAAGGAAACAACCAUGCGAAAACUAUGCAUAACGUGAAUAAGUGAACUGUACUCAACACUGUCCUUCGAAAUA